ACACUCCACCAAGACAAGUAGUAAGCCUGGCUGUAGAGGUCUGUGGACUGCUGCCUGAUGUGUGUGUGCUGUGGGGGGGCCUCACUCCCUAGCCUUGAAGACUGCUCAGGGAAGGCCUCCAGGAAGAAGCAGCAGCCUGUGGCAGUGCAGUGGUCCAUGUGCAAGAAGAGGCAGUACCCCCUUUCCUGCCCCCCUCCAAGGCCUCAAGAUCCCAAUGGCAGUGUGGUCCCUUUGGAACGGCAAGAGCCCCAAGAGGUUUAUUCUGACUACUGUCUCUUAAGUGAAGACCAAGCUCCCCUCCCCCAGCCCCCGAAGCUGUCUCUGGACAGAGGGAGGGGGAAGUGGCCAGAAGGGGAAGUAAGAGGAGUUCCUGUCCAGCCUGUCACCAGUUUCCUCGGGACUUCAGAACAGCCGUGGCCAUGGAGUCUGUGGAAACCCCUGUCAAGGAUGGCAUCCUCUACCAGCAGCAUGUGAAGUUUGGCAAGAAAUGCUGGCGGAAAGUGUGGGCUCUGCUGUAUGCAGGAGGCCCAUCCGGCGUAGCUCGGCUGGAAAGCUGGGACGUUCGUGACGGUGGCCUGGGGCCAGCAGGUGACAGACCCACGGGGCCUAGCCGGCGAGGGGAACGUCGGGUCAUACGCUUGGCUGACUGUGUGUCGGUUCUUCCGGCGGAUGGGGAGAGCUGCCCCAGGGACACCGGUGCCUUCCUGAUUACCACCACCGAGCGAAGCCACCUUCUAGCUGCACAACACCGCCAGUCAUGGAUGGGUCCCAUCUGCCUUCUGGCCUUCCCGGGCACUGGGGAAUGUUCUUCGGGAUUAGGACAGGCUGAGAUUCCAAAAAGGGGCUUUGUUCCCAUGGAGGAAAACUCUAUCUACUCCUCCUGGCAGGAAGGGGGUGAGUUUCCAGUGGUGGUUCAGAGGACGGAGGCGACCACCCGCUGCCAGCUGAGAGGACCCUACCUCCUGGUGCUGGGCCAGGAUGACAUCCAGCUGCGGGAGAUCUCUGGCCCCCAGGCCUUCUAUAGCUGGCCCUACAGGUUCCUGCGCAAGUUCGGCUCUGACAAGGGUGUGUUCUCUUUUGAGGCUGGCCGCCGUUGUGACUCAGGCGAAGGCCUUUUUGCCUUCAGCAGUCCACGUGCCCCAGACAUAUGUGGAGCUGUGGCUGCUGCCAUUGCCCGCCAGCGGGAGCGCCUUCCAGAGCUGGCCAUGUCCCCACCCUGCCCCCUGCCUCGAGCCCUCUCUCUGCCCUCCCUCGAGCCCCCUGGAGAGCUUCGGGAGGUGGCCCCAGGAUCUGAACUGGCCACUUCCAGAAAGCUGCCUGUAACCGACCCUGGGCCUCAGAGCCUGCCACUGCUGCUCAGCCCCACAAAAGAAGAAACAGUGUCUGGUCUCUAUGCGUCUGUGUGCAAGCAGACCAGCAAGCCCACGGCCACCAUGGAGCACUUCUAUGAGAACCUGUGCAUGCUGGAGGCCAGUCCUGGGCUGGCCAAUGGGGGUCCUGAGUCCCCAGAGGGCCCUCCUGGUGGCCGUAGCCCCCUGGGCAGCCCUGUCUACCACAACAGUGAAGACCUGAGUUGGCCUGGCUCAGCCCCUGACAGCAACUUGGAAGCCCAGUACCGAAGGCUGCUAGAGCUCGAUGACGCUGGGGCCACUGGCCGCUCUGGUGCACAGAUGGGCAUCAAGGCCAAGCUGGUGACCCUGCUGAGCCGGGAACGGAAGAAGGCCCCUGCUCCUUCUGACCGGCCCUGAAGGCCUGUGCGGUAGCAGUGGGACAGAGGCGAGCUCUCAGAAUCUCAGAAACAGGAGGAAGCAACUUCGAACAGAUCCCCUGUCCAGCCUGACCUGAGGGGCAAGCCAGGCAGCCUGGGGAGGAGCCACAGCUGCCCUACCUACUUCCAGCAGACACCGUACAGAUUGACCAAUAAUAAAGCUUGCCUAGCAACUUC
Meriones unguiculatus (Mongolian gerbil) is the source of this 1945-nucleotide messenger RNA. RefSeq names its product docking protein 3 (gene Dok3). The record is from RefSeq and is a predicted model, not a curated record. Gene Ontology annotation, biological process: positive regulation of MAPK cascade; cell surface receptor protein tyrosine kinase signaling pathway. The transcript is spliced from 6 exons. The coding region runs from base 420 to 1748 and encodes 442 amino acids. Gene Ontology annotation, cellular component: cytoplasm. NCBI's taxonomy places the organism in Eukaryota, Metazoa, Chordata, Mammalia, Rodentia, Muridae.